Messenger RNA from Fragaria vesca subsp. vesca, 1980 nucleotides. Its product is annotated as transcription factor VOZ1-like. The record is from RefSeq and is a predicted model, not a curated record. The coding region runs from base 73 to 1542 and encodes 489 amino acids. The transcript is spliced from 5 exons. Lineage: Eukaryota; Viridiplantae; Streptophyta; Magnoliopsida; Rosales; Rosaceae. Gene Ontology annotation, biological process: positive regulation of long-day photoperiodism, flowering; regulation of DNA-templated transcription.
CCUCUGUGGAAAUUGGAAUCAUACACUUUGAGCAAACAGGGUUUUAAAGUGAAGAGGGGGAGAGUGUUUGUGAUGAGGAAGGGUUCAAAGAGCAAUUGCAAGUCGGUUUCGCAUAAGCUGUUCAAGGACAAAGCCAAGAACCGUGUGGAUGACUUGCAGGGCAUGUUCAUGGAUCUCCAAUUUGCCAGGAAGGAGAGCCGCACUAUCGAUGCCACACUUCUCGAAGAGCAAGUCCAUCAGAUGCUCCGCGAGUGGAAAUCCGAGCUGAAUGAGACGUCCCCAGCUUCUUCUUUUCAGCAAGGCGGUAGUGUUGGUUCGUUCUCUUCAGACAUUUGUCGGCUGUUGCAGCUCUGUGAGGAGGAAGAUGAUGCCAGUAGUCCAUUAGCUGCACCAAAACCUGAGCCUAACGACCAGAAAUUGGACACUGGAGAGAGUUUGGUCUUUCAAGAGGGAUUCAGUGUGAAUCAUGGGCAACAGGAACACAGCUUUCCAAUGGCUGAUCAAUGCAAGAGCUCCCUUCUAGGAGUUCGCAGUGCCGGUGUUAACAAUUUGCAAGGGGUUAAUCAAUUGGACUAUCAUCAGCUUGACCUGCGUCAAAGCUUUGAUCACAACUACUACACUUGUUUUAAUGGUACAGCUUUGAGUGUGGAGGAUGAUUUGUCUCAUGCCACUAGUUAUCUACCAAGUAUAUGCCCUCCACCUUCGGCUUUCUUAGGCCCAAAGUGCGCACUUUGGGAUUGUCCUAGGCCUGCUCAAGGGUUGGACUGGUGUCAAGAUUACUGUAGUAGCUUUCAUGCUGCUUUAGCGUUGAAUGAAGGACCACCUGGUAUGGCUCCAGUCCUACGACCUGGGGGCAUUGGCCUUAAGGAUGGUCUACUCUUUGCUGCUCUUAGUGCGAAGGCACAAGGAAAAGAUGUUGGAAUCCCUGAGUGUGAGGGUGCUGCUACUGCAAAGUCUCCAUGGAAUGCACCUGAACUCUUUGAUCUUUAUGUUCUUGAGGGAGAGAUGCUUCGGGAAUGGCUCUUUUUUGACAAGCCUCGAAGAGCAUUUGAGAGCGGUAACAGAAAGCAGAGGUCGUUGCCAGAUUACAACGGACGAGGUUGGCAUGAGUCAAGGAAGCAAGUGAUGAAUGAAUUUGGAGGGCUGAAGAGAUCCUACUAUAUGGAUCCGCAACCACUGAACCUUUUUGAGUGGCACCUUUAUGAAUAUGAGAUCAGCAAGUGUGAUGCUUGUGCCCUCUACAGAUUGGAACUGAAACUUGUUGAUGGGAAGAAAAGUUCCAAGGGAAAACUAAGCAAUGAUUCAGUUGCUGAUCUCCAGAAGCAAAUGGGAAGGCUUUCUGCUGAGUUCCCCUCUGAUAACAAGCGCAAUGUGAAGGGCAGGGCCAAAGUGAAUGCAAAGGUUGGUGUUGGAACCGUCUAUUACACUCCAUCUCAAGGGACAGCAACAAAUGGGACAUCAACAAAUGGGACAUUUGACUAUGGAACAGGUCCGCCAUAUGAUUAUGUUGUUGACAAUCUAAGUGGGUAUUACCUAACAUGACGCAAAAGUCUGAAAGAGAUUGAUGGGCGUGAAUAAGCAUGCCCUUAGGUUUUAGUUUAUUACGCAGUGGGGGUUUCAUGCAUUUUCUACUACACUUAUUUGGUCAUCCAUUUCUUCUAUUCCGAAGUCAAGCUCAUUUUUGGCUCUAUGGAGAUACUGUGAAUAGCUUCCUCACAUGGUAUGCCACAGUAGAUCAUAUUCUAACUUAUUGUCAGCAAAUUUCUGUAACUAAUAUUGAUAUGACGUCGACUGGAAUGGGAUGCAGUGUGCCCUUAGACAAGAGUGCAUUCUGCAAUAUGAACUUUCUACAUCUAUAAAAAUGCACAUUUCAUUGGAGUUUUAAGAUCUUCACACCUGUUAAUGCUGAUAUUACGAUCCAUGAUGCAGCUACUGCCCCCUGCAUUUGCAUUCUGAUGGUGUCUGCUUGUUAUUAUUUGU